UACAUCUCAAAGGGAUAGAGUAGCUUAGGUUAUUUCUACCCUUUAAAUGAACCUUUAAAUAUCCACAUAAUAUUAAAGGGACACAGCUGAGCCAAUCAGCAGAAUUUAUUCUUGAGGCGGCAAGCUCAAACUAACCUAUCAGGGCGGAGCCUCUCCAGCUGCCGGACCAAUUAGAACCCGCCAUCCCCCCAGCUGACUUGAGUCAAGACAACUUUUCCCGCCAACACUGCAAGCAGCAGCAUCAACACAGGAGCCUCUCGUGGCGGGUCUCAAUCUUCCGUCUUCCCUGCUCUCCUGCCGGCUCUGGGGGAUUACCAACACUCAUAUUAAUAAGAUGCCUGGUAAACAAGAAGUAAUUGAAUUUCCCAUUCGGAAGACGAGGUCCUUAAAAUCUGAUAAAAUAAUUUCAACAGAAACAUGUCUGAAUGUCAGAAGUUCUCGUGCCAAAAGCAGAUUGGUUAAGAAUUCAACAAAGUCACCUAACAAGACCGAUAAAUUUUCCAGACUUGAAGAUGUAUCUAGCAGCCAUAGAAAAUCUACACAAAAUGCAGAAAUAUCUUCCGCUCACACCAAUGAGUUUGGAAGUCCACGAAGAUCAUCAAGAAAGAAGAGUACCUUGUGUGUUUCUACUGAUAAUUGCAAUAGUCCAAAGAGAUCUUUAUUCGGGACAGUAUCUGAAGCCGCUAUUAUAUGUAAAAGUCCAGAGAGACAACACGGUCCUAGACGAGAGUGCUCGCCUAACCAAGGUGAUACGUCUUGUAGCCAGAAGGGGGUAUCCAACAGGGCAGCUGUACCUACAGGACAUAAUGAGCAAGUUGAGGUCGAGAAGGGAUUGGUGACGCCUAGCAAACGAACAAGUUUACCAUUGUCAGAGUGGGAAAAUGAAUUGAACUCGCCUAAAAGAAUGAUUGUUCUUCUACAUCAACUGCCUCUGGAUAGUACAAAUAUCACGCCAUCUAAAGCUUGUCGUAAGCUGAUGCCAGACAUUUUAACCGAGGAAAAUAGUAAUUCUCAUUUCUCUACUAAGGAUACAAAGAGAGAACUAUCAAGUCCAGUCAGGUUUUCCUCUCUGGAUAGGUCUUCAACUACUGCAGACAAUAGAAUAACAAAAUUGCAGACUCCUCAGAAAUCCUCACUUUCUGCAUCCACAUCCAAUAUUGCCAAAUGUGACUCUCCAAGUAAUAUAAGCAGAGUGAUCUUUAAGAGUCCAUCAAGGCCUACGGUAAAGUGUCUUAAUAUGAACAGUCCUGUGAAAUCGCCUCUUAAACGUCUUGAUGUAAAUUUUUCAUUGAGGUCACCUCUGAAGCGCUUAGAUGAUAGUCCAAGGAGAUCACCACGGAAGUUCAACCAAGAAAAUAUAUUCAGCCCACGCCGAAGCCCAAGAAAAUUGGCAUUGUCUCCCACAAAAGUUAACAGCCCAUCAUCACUUGUGUCAAAACUCUCUCUAACUAGUCCAAGCAGAAAUAUGAAAGACAUAGCUGUUGGGCUUUUUAAACCCGAUGUGACUGCUUACCGUGCAGUACGACAGUGUUUAAACACUGGCACUCCUACAGUACUGGUUUGCCGUGAAAAGCAAAUUGGUGAAAUGGAGGAUUUUCUUAGCCACCACUUGAAGAAUGCUUUGCCUGGGUCACUUUACGUCUCUGGAGCUCCAGGCACUGGGAAAACGGCUUCUUUGAACUCCAUUAUCAACAGUUUAGAGGUAACCAAGAUAAAAAAAAUAUUCCUGAACUGCAUGACCCUGAAGACAUCAGGUGCCAUAUACAAAACCAUAGUUUCAGGGCUUGGUCUCAAGCUGUGUGGAACAGAGAGAGAGAAUAUGCGGACCAUUGAGAAGGCAAUAACAUCGUCAAAAUGCCCAAUAUUGAUUAUGCUUGAUGAAGUGGACCAGUUGGAUAGCAAGAAUCAAGAGGUCUUGUACACAAUAUUUGAGUGGCCAGCACUUGCCGGCUCCACACUAGUGCUAGUGGGCAUAGCCAAUUCCCUCGACCUGACAGACCGAAUUUUGCCCAGACUUCAGUCAAGACCCACCUUCAAACCUAAGUUGCUUCACUUUCCACCAUACACCAAGGCCGAGAUCAUCAAAAUUAUCAAUCAAAGGAUUGAAGAGGCUGGCCUAGGGAACAUGCAAGUGAUUCGACAAAGUGCUAUUCAGUUUCUGGCUAUGAAAGUAGCUUCGGUAGCAGGUGAUGUGCGAAAAGCCCUAGACGUAUGCAGACGAGCAGUGGAACUCUGUGAAAUUCAAGCACGCAGGCAAAGUGUAUUGAAGCCCUCUAAUGGGAGUCCUCGGAAAUCCCCACGUAAACAGGAGAAUGCACCACUGAAAAUGGUUGAAAUACCUCAGGUUAUGUCAAUCUUCAAUGAGGUUUAUGGGUCGCGUGUAAUCACUGCUGUAACGGAUGCUCCUGAUAGUUUUCCUCUUCAGCAGAAGGUGUUAAUAUGCAGCCUUCUCCUUAUCCUCAAACAUGGCAAGACAAAAGGUGUUACACUGGGGAAGUUCCAUGAGGUUUAUACGCGGGUGUGUAAGAAACGUCAAAUGCCUAAUAUGGAUCAGACAGAGUUUCUGUCAGUGUGUGUGUUGCUAGAGUCCCGGGGAAUGCUUCAGGUCAAGCGUGCCAAGGAAAUUCGCAGCUCUAAGGUUGCUCUAAGACUGAACGCAGAAGAAGCAGAGCGCACACUCGGUGACCGGAGCCUCCUGGCCAGUGUCCUGGAAGACAAGGAAAGUUUAGGGAAGUUGUGUAAAGUUUAGCUUCUUAACAUUUAGAUAGACAAAAAACAUUAGUUUUGUAUUACAGUAUUUAUUUUUAAAAAGCAAGGCAAGAUUUUAUGGCAUAAUGCUGCUCUUAAUUUUUAUAUGCAAUUAACCGUGCCAUAUUGGCGUCAUUGUGGAGAAAUGGAAGAGAUUUGAGAGCGGGCACUGAUUAUUAAGGCCAGAUUAGUGUCUAAUAUAUGUAUAUACUGCACUUAUUUUAAUCACUUUCAUUUGAAACAGAUAAAUUUUAUUGUGAUGCCAGUAAUAAUUUUUUCUGUAAUAUUUAAUUUCCAAGUAUUGAGAGGUAUACUAUGCAUGUGCUCUUGUAUUUAUUGUGCUUAGUUUUAUUGUAUUUUAUCAAACCAAAGAUGACCCGGAAAAUAUUAAUAUUUCUGAAAAUAAUUGCAUGGUCUAUUCAGACUGCUCAUUUAAAUAAUUUUAGUUAUUUUAUUCAGAAUAAUUGUAUUUGUACAAACCUUUGAUUUGUUUUAAUAUUUUAUUAAAUAUUUCAAUAAA
This is a messenger RNA of Procambarus clarkii (red swamp crayfish), 3268 nucleotides long. It is a transcript of the gene Cdc6, whose product is annotated as Cell division cycle 6. The record is from RefSeq and is a predicted model, not a curated record. Gene Ontology annotation, cellular component: nucleus. NCBI's taxonomy places the organism in Eukaryota, Metazoa, Arthropoda, Malacostraca, Decapoda, Cambaridae. Gene Ontology annotation, biological process: mitotic DNA replication checkpoint signaling. Gene Ontology annotation, molecular function: DNA replication origin binding; ATP hydrolysis activity.